AUGAGUGAUGAUGACUUGCCUUUAUCAUCAACUGAUGAACCAAUAAAUCAAAAAUUUUCUUCAAAUAUUGUUAAACAUAUUUAUUUUGAUGAUGAACAAGAUGAUCAUGAAAAUUUAACAACAGAAAAAAUUAUUGAACGUCCAACACCAUCGACAAUUCGUGUUGAUAGUAGUGAUUUAAUAUCACGUUGUAAAGAUUUUAUUCCAUUAUUAUCAGAUACAAAUCAAAAUUUAACAAAUAAAAAUCAAUUAAAUGAAAUUAUUUCAUUAGAAAAAGAUGAUGAAUUAAAAAUUUCAGAUAUUGAUAAUAAUUCAUUAUCAGAAAAAAGUUCAAAAGAAAGUGGUGAAGCUUCAUCAACAACUGAUGAUGAAAAACAAAAUGAUAUUAUUAAGAAAAAACGUAAAAAGAAAAAAAAGAAAAAGAAAAAAAAAGUUAAAUUAAAUCAAGAUAAUGAUGUUAAAACUUAA
This is a messenger RNA of Rotaria sp. Silwood1, 468 nucleotides long. NCBI's taxonomy places the organism in Eukaryota, Metazoa, Rotifera, Eurotatoria, Philodinida, Philodinidae. The record is from the annotation of a GenBank genome assembly.